CCCUUGAUCAUGUCGUCUCCAUUUCGUAUUGUCGAGCAUGUGGUACCUACCCAGCAUGUUCGCGAGUAUCCCGGUGCCAUUGCAGAUGAUCAAGAUCAACCCUUGGGACUUGUGGUGAAACAGUAUAUCCCCCUAGACAACCCAAAUCCUCAACCAGGUGAUGUGACAAUUCUCGCUGCUCACGCCAAUGGCUUCCCCAAGGAACUAUAUGAGCCUCUAUGGGAGGAGAUUCAUGCUCGCGCAAAGGAGACUGGUUUCCGUAUUCGCAGUAUUUGGAUGGCCGAUGUGGCGCAUCAAGGCGAGAGCGGCGUCGUCAACGAAGAGCGUCUAGGAAAUGACCCAAGCUGGUUUGAUCACCCCCGCGACCUUCUCCACUUGGUCAAUGUAAAGGCGGCCGAAAUGCCCCGUCCCAUCAUCGGAAUCGGUCACAGCUUCGGUGGCGCGCACCUCACACAAUUAAGCUUAAUGCACCCUCGUCUGCUACACACUCUAGUCCUUCUAGACCCUGUAGUUCAGCCCCAUUCAACUCAACUCGACGGCUUCAGCCGCCAGGAGAACAAGCGCGUCAUCGCAAAGACAACCCAACUAUCAACCUACCGCAAAGACAUCUGGCCUUCCCGCAAAGCUGCCGCAGAAGGCUUCGCACGCAGUCCAUUCUACCAAGCCUGGGACCCACGCGUACUAGACCGCUGGGUGAAAUACGGCCUACGCGACCUUCCAACCCCAAUCCACCCCUUAGACAGCAACAAGGAUCUCGAUAGAGCUAACCCGCCUGUAACUCUACGCACAACUCUCCACCAGGAAGUCUUCACAUUCUCCCGACCAAACUAUAACCAUAUCCCCGGUAGCGACGCGCCCGUGAACCGCGUCACCCACCCCGAUCUCGACGCUAACCACCCAGACUCCCAUCCCUUCUAUAGACCCGAGCCAUCGCGUAUCUUCGCUCAGCUCCCGUUCCUGCGGCCUAGUGUGCUGUACAUCUUUGCCGGGAAAUCGGAUAUGUGUUUGCCGAAGAUGCGCGCUGAUAAGCUUGCUAAUACGGGCACGGGACUUGGGGGUAGUGGUGGUGUUGCGGCUGGGCGAGUGCGAGAGGUCUUCCUUGAGGAGUUUGGACACCUGCUUGCUCAGGAGGCUGUUAAUGAGUGUGCGGAUGCGGCGGUUUGUUGGAUUGGGCCUGAGUUGAGGCGAUGGAGGGAGGAGGAGGAGAGUUUCCGGAAGGGUUGGAGUGGGAAAAGUAUGCUUGAGAAGAGGACUAUUGAUCAGGAUUGGGUGCGGCAUGUUCCUGCGCCGGAGCGGAGGGCGAAGAAGACAGAGUCUUCGAAGCUGUAG
This is a messenger RNA of Penicillium verhagenii, 1329 nucleotides long. Its product is annotated as putative toxin biosynthesis protein. The record is from RefSeq and is a predicted model, not a curated record. The transcript is spliced from 4 exons. Lineage: Eukaryota; Fungi; Ascomycota; Eurotiomycetes; Eurotiales; Aspergillaceae. The annotation marks the transcript as partial.